AUGUCUGAUCUCCAAGACAAACAGACUGCGGGGAGCGACUUGAAGGCGUCGUCUGCGCCAAAGGUUUCCGUUGACCGAGUCUUUGAAACAUCAGAGAAGCUAUUUCUGGGCGGUAUCAAUUCAGACAGUUCAAGUGGAGAAAAACGAAACUCAUCUGAGAAUUCUGAGCCUGAAUAUGACUUCGAAUCCCCAGAGUUCUCUAACAUUCCCGAGCUUGUUCGAACGGUCGUUGGCUUCGAAGACGAUCCUUCGUUACCCGUAAUCACAUUUCGUUCACUACUUCUAUCGACUCUAUUCUGUGUCAUUGGAAGCGUUACGUCUCAACUCUCCUAUUUCCGAACAACUGCGGCCCCGUUUCCCGUUUUCUUCGUCAUCUUGGCUUCGGCGCCUCUCGGACGGCUCCUCGCCCGAGUACUUCCAGAUUACAAGGUGCCGCUUGGGAGGUUCUCAUUUUCUCUAAACCCUGGUCCAUUUUCCAUCAAAGAACAUGCUAUCAUUGGUAUUGCUGCCAAUGCUGGCAGUCAAGGCCAAUGGGCAACGUUCUUACCCACCAACGCGGCGCUUUACUACGGCAUCACAAUGAACCCGGCAGUCGCACUAUUUUUUGGAUGGGGUACUUCACUUCUUGGCUUUUCUUUUGCAGCAAUGGUCCGUAAGAUUUUGAUCGAUGAUCCGGAGUUCAUCUUUCCGCUUUCCCUACAGCAGGUCACACUGUACAGAAGUAUGCAAGGCAAGACGGAGCUCCACAAGAGCACGUCCAAAAGACAGAUGAAUGGAUUUUGGUGGAUAUUUCUAGGCACGUUUCUCUGGCAAUUCUUGCCUGAAUAUAUUUUCCCCUUCGUUGCCGCCCUUGCGCCUCUUUGCUGGUUUGCGAGCCAAAACCAUACUGUCAACUUCCUAGGCGCUGGUCGGGGAGGUAUCGGGCUACUCAACAUCACGCUCAACUGGUCAAACAUCACAUCUACAGUGGUCACAUUCCCGUACAGCGUUCAAGUAACCAUAUUCGUCGGCUUCGUCAUCACGACGUGGAUUCUCAUUCCGGUGGCAUACUUCGGGAAUCUUUGGGGAUCACCAACCUACAAUAUCAUGUCAAAUGGUGUCUUUCAGAAGAAUGGCUCUGCGUAUCCUUUCGAGUCUCUAAGUAAUGGUAUCCAACACGUCAAUGAAACAGCAUAUCAUGAGGUUGGCCUUGCUUACACUGGUGCCCAGUACACCUGGGAGAUAUUUAUGUGGUACGCUUCAUACAUCUCAUCUUUCGUCUGGUGUGGCCUUUUUCUAGGCCCGAAGGUUAUGAAGAUAGUACGGAAAUCAAGGAAGGCCGAGGACGAGUACCACCAGGACCGCUUGAGUCGCAUUAUUCAGCAGUAUCCAGGUCUCACCAUGUGGGAAUGGGGUAUCUUGACUGUGGUACCCAUUGGAAUCUUGCUGGUUAUUGUAGCGACGAAAUCGGUUUGGAUGCCCACUUGGACUUAUUUCGUUGCUCUCGGUUUCGGCGCUGCUGCCAUGCUUCCCAUGAGUCUGGUGUAUGCGAUGUCGGGUUACUCGAUCAAAGUCGGCUUCUUUAACGAGCUCAUCUAUGGAUAUAUGAUAGAUGUCCCAGGUUCGUCUCGGCACCCUCUUGGUCAACUUGCGUACCGCAUCAUUUCCGGCAAUGUUUGGUACGAUGCCCGCACGGUUCUGGAGGACCAAAAGAUCGGACACUAUCUUCAUUUGCCUCCCCGUCAGGUGGUCGGUAUUCAAAUCAUCGCAAAUAUGCUUGCUCUGCCCGUCAACUAUGGUGUUAUGCGCUGGGUGGUCGCGUCCAAGUUCGACUAUGUAAGCGGUCGAAUCCCAGAUCCCCAGGGACAAUGGACGGGCCAAGAGUUCAAGAGCUACAAUACCGCCGGCAUCCAGUACGCCCUAGUCGGUCCCAAGAAGCUCUUUGCUUCGUCUUUCUUCAAACCUGUUCUAUAUGGCUUUCCUGCUGGGGCAGUAGCGCCCAUUAUCAUUUGGAUGCUGCACAAGAAGUUCCCUAAGGCCCGCUUCGACCUUUGGAACUCGACAAUCUUUUUUGCCAGCGCCGCCACUUUCCACGGCAACCUGAGUACUGGGCCUCUUACCACAUUCCUUGUUGGAACGUUCUUCAACUUCUAUCUUUACCGUUACCGACGCGCCUUCUGGAACAAGUGGGCAUACAUCAGCGGUGCGGCGUUAGACACCGGAUUCAAUGCCAACUUGCUGUUCAUCUUCAUCUUUCUUGGAACGACGGGUGCAGUUAUGGUAAAGUGGUGGGGGAACAAUGCAGACAACAUUGAGCGGUGCUUCGCCUUGAAAAAGUAG
Molecule: messenger RNA, 2319 nt
Organism: Colletotrichum graminicola M1.001
Lineage: Eukaryota; Fungi; Ascomycota; Sordariomycetes; Glomerellales; Glomerellaceae
Product: OPT oligopeptide transporter
Exons: 13
Coding region: 1-2319 (772 amino acids)
Biological process (GO): transmembrane transport
Molecular function (GO): oligopeptide transmembrane transporter activity
Source: RefSeq, a predicted model, not a curated record